AAUCUAUGCCUUUUAGCCGUGUAUGUACACAACACAUACAUAAUUACAUACAUUCUAAAUAAACUUUGAAUUAAUUAAACUGUUUUGUAUUGUUUUAUAUAUUUUUGAAUCGUUGUUUGGAUUAAUACUAUAGUAAAGUGAACGUAAAGACAGCAAAAGCAGGCGAAGAAAAUCAGAAUGGCAGAAACUAUAGACGAAAAAGUUGUUAUGACUCCUAAGAGCAAAACGGCAACAUCCACCACUCUUAUAGUUGAGAGAAAAGCAGUAGAGGCCGAGGCUAGUGAUAAAAUACAUGUGGCGGGGGGUGAUCAUACUGGAAUAAUCAUCAACAAAGAGAAGAUUUAUGAGAAUGGAGUUACAGAACCAUGUCACGCACAACUUGAGUUUCGUGUUUAUCUUGUAUCAACUGCUAACGGUACACAUACAAGGGAGGCGAGAGCCCUCAGGUUCUGGUUUAAGCCACAGAUGCCGCCGAAUGAAUGCCCACAUGAAGCUCAGGCUUUUUUCAGAGAGCUUGUCAGUCCUCAAGAUUUUCCAAAAGAUUAUGUGGGCUUUAUAAAGAAAAUUAUAAAAUUAAUGCAGAAUAAAUACCACCAAUUGAAACUGUUGGAAGUGGAACUAAGGCAAGAGGGACGAGGUUCACCGCCACCUGCAUUUAUUGAAGACAGUAUUUUAAAUCAAACACCUGUUAUUUCUGAACAAAGAGUACUAGAUAUGAUAGAAAAUGCAUACCCUAAUCCUCUGACUGUUGAAGAUUUUGUCACAGCCGGUAAGUGGUCAAAAACAGAUGUGAAGGAUGCCCUAGAAUCAUUAGAAGAAAAAGGCUUGACACGUGCUAUGUCAGACGGUCUCUAUAUUCGACAACAUAGUAUUGAUACACAGGUUGUGAAGCAAAUGCCGACAUUGUGUUCGUCACGACAACCCAGCAUUGCUGUAGUUACGGCUCUCUAUUGCGAGAAGCAGGCAGUAGACGCUAUGAUGGAUAAUCAGGAGACUUAUGUUCGAUUUACUACUGUGGGUGAAUCAAACGUAUACACACUGGGAACUAUAGGUGCGCACAGAGUUGUCACAACCAAGCUUCCCUCCGUGGGAAGAACCCGCGAAGCCAUGACUGCCGCUGGAAAUACAACUACCAGACUACUAGGCAUUUUCCAAAAGGUCGAGUAUGUGUUCCUAGUUGGCGUAGGCGGCGGUGUCCCGCACUAUACGGACUAUGCCCGCCAUGUGAGACUUGGGGACGUUGUUGUCUCCACUCCAGCACCAGAUUUACCGGACAAAUAUGUAUACGUAUUUUGUGAAAAGGCUGAACGCAACGACAAAGGAGGUUGGGAUUACGAAGUAAAACCUUACAAACCACCGAAUUUCCUACUACAAGACAUUGCCCUUCGCAUUGCAAGUUCGCAAGCGCCUUGGAAUCUGUACGUCAACGAAGGAUUGAAUCGAUUACAAAACGUGCCUGGACGUUGGGAAGCACCAGAGGGCGUAACAGAUCGUUUAUGCGUGGAGAUUGGUGAGGGUGCAUUCAUUGAAGUGUCACAUCCUGCACCCCAGGGUGAUCAAAUCGAUGCAGAGGGUGAGAGGCGUGGGGUGCGUGUGCAUUGCGCUCCAGUGGCAGGUGGGCGCGCCGUGGCUAGUUCUGGCGAAGCGCGCUCCGCUUUCGCUACACACGUGCGCGCGCUCGCUUACGAUUGCGAAUUGGAUGCAGUACUCGACAGCGUGCAAGGCAACUGCAAGGACUGCUUCAUAUCCAUACGAGGCAUUUCUGACUACCGCGACGGCACGCGUGGUAAAGAGUGGCAGCCGCAUGCGGCACUGGCAGCCGCGGCUGUUAUGAAAAGCAUCAUCGCCGCUAUGGACCCUCCUACUGAUUGAGCAUCCACACUAUAAGACUGCAUGAUGAACAACCAAAUCUAUUCCAAUCAGAGCUUUCAGAAAUAUAAUAUAUUUACGUUAAAUUAGGUAACUAACAUGAAAAUUUAGGAUGUGUCACAAAUUUGUUAAAAACUUAAUUAGGAAUAUGAUUCCUUAAAAAUAUUUACCGUAAUUUUACUCGACUACCAAUGGAGGACAAUUAUUUUCAUGAGUACAAAAAUAUAAUUAUGGACAAUAAACUAUCUAGAACAUAUAAAAAACUUAAGGAAGUUAUCAAUUUGGAUUUUGUGGUUAUUUUUAUUUGUAGUCAUCCAAGUUAAUUCCUUAAAUAUCAAAAUUAUACUUAAAAGCCAAGCUAAACUUAAGUAUCAAUUUCUAUAACGUACAUAUUGCGGACCUCCUCCUGGUUGUCGGUAAAAAAAUUAUGCUAUAAUAUUUAUAAAAUAUCAUAGCCAUUUUUAAGAGGCCUUCAUUCCACGAUUUAUGGAAUUUAAAAUUUUGGUUUUUCUUUAAACUACUGGUAUCUUUUAAAACUAAAUAUUAGAAUUGCAAAAUUGCGUAAGCACUUACCAAGUCAAAUAAGUAACAUACUAACACAUUUUGUGAAUUUUCUUUAUUAUAUUUUUGUAUUAAGUACCACUAUUAAUGAUAACAUUGAUGGCCUCUUAAGAAUUUGAACAAAAAAAAUACAGGAAUCACAACUAAUACAAACCUGUUAUUUGAUUAGUGAUUGAAAAAACUUAUCUAAUUGUAUAUAAGUGAUUAAUUUACAGUACAGGUUUACUUGCCUUACAUUUGGCUGUUACAGAAAUAUUAAUAUAUAAAUAAAGUUAUUUCAUUAAGAGUUAUUUACACAAAUUAGUGUAGGCAACGAAAUUAAUAAUAAUUUUAGUGAGAUUUGUAACUGUUAAUUAUUAUUGCUAAGCUUAAGCUUGCUCAGUUAUUUUUCGGUUCUCUAAUAAUUUCAUAGCCAUUUGCCAAACUAAAAUGUGCUCAAAACAGGUCUUCCCUGCUUUCAAGCCAAAAUCAUAUUAUAAUAUUCAUAAUAUUUAAUUAUUGAUUGUAUAUUUUAUCUUAUUUUAAAUAAGUAUCCAGUGUGAUACUUGACUUGAAUAUAUGUAUCAUCAAUAUUUCAUUAUUGAAAGAUAAUUUUUAUUACUUUUGUCUUAUUAAUGACUCAUCACACUCAAUGAAUUGUAAUAUUUAAAUUUUACACGGAUUAUUAUCACAUUAAUUAGCAUUUAAAAGGCUAUUCAAAUUUUUCAGUGCAUGUUAAGAUGAAUGAUAUUACAUUUUAAAGUAGACACUGUGUCAAAAAAACAAAAUUAUAUAAACGUUAUUUUAUAUAUUUGUUUGCUUGCACAGAAGUAAAAUCUAACAAAUCC
This is a messenger RNA of Achroia grisella, 3257 nucleotides long. RefSeq lists its product as uncharacterized. Gene Ontology annotation, molecular function: catalytic activity. The transcript has 13 exons. Gene Ontology annotation, biological process: nucleoside metabolic process. NCBI's taxonomy places the organism in Eukaryota, Metazoa, Arthropoda, Insecta, Lepidoptera, Pyralidae. The coding region runs from base 178 to 1872 and encodes 564 amino acids. The record is from RefSeq and is a predicted model, not a curated record.